AUGCAAUACAUGAAGCAGAAGCAGCAUAAUGAGCUGCAAGGCUUGGACGGUCAGCAAAGCUACUCGCUAGCGCCUCCUCCAGCAGGCCAUGUGCAACCCAUGGCCCAGUUCAACCAGGCCCCAGUGAUGGUGCAGCCCCCCUUGGGUCCUGUUCCUGUGCCCCAAGUUCCUCGCCAGCAGCAGUUCCCUCAGUUGGAUCCCCGCCAGCAGCGCUACAUGAUGCAGAUGAUGAUGAAGCAAUACCAGCAGCUGCAACUGCUGCCCCCACAACAAACUCCGCAGCAGCCACAACAACAGACGCCACCCCAGCAGCCGCAAGUACAUCAGGGCGCACACCAGUCGCCGCAGAUGCCUCCGCAGCCCCAGAAGGCCAGUCUGCUGCUGCCACAGGUUCCAUUACCGGUAGGAAUGGAACAACCCAUGACUAUGAUGCAACAGCAGAUUUUCGUUCAGCAGCAACAACAACAACAGCAGCAGCAGCAGCAACCUCAACAACAGCCGCAGCCACAACAGCAACCGCAACAGCAACAACAGCAUUCGCAACAGCAGCCACAGCAGCAACUCCAUAAUCGAAUUCAACAACAAGCUCAGACUCAAAUGAACAACUUCCGUCAGCAGGCUGCUGCCGCUGUCGCAGCUGGCCAGGGUACGGUUCGCACUGAAAACGCCAGCCCCAUGAACAUGAACAUGCCUGGCGGCCGUAUGAACCAGGCUCAGGUUCGAGCGGCGCAGAUGGGUAUGCAGACAUUCCCGCAACAAGGCGCUGCCCCGUACGGAGCGAAAAUUCCCGGUCAGCACAUGAUGGUGGAACAAAGCGGUGCACCUGGGGCGCCGGGAAUGGCGCACCCCGCCCAGAAGAAUCGUAACAUGAAUGCGCUCCAGGAUUACCAGAUGCAGUUGAUGUUGUUGGAAAAACAAAACAAAAAACGGCUUGACAUUGCAAGAAAUGGUAGCGCGGAGCUGCAACUGAUUGAGCAGAAAUCACCUGGUGCUUCGCCUGGCCUGAAUACAAAGCCGCUGCCAGUGAUCACUGCAGCAAAGGUGAAAAAAUCUGUGGCGGCCAAGCGUGGACGCAAACCUAGCACCAAUGGUGUGACGCCUCAAGCCAGUGACGACAGCCGGGGAACUCUCAAAAAGGAGUAUACGACGCCGCUCACGCCUGCCACAGAUAAUGAGCCCAAUAAGAAGAAACGUAAAAACGGCGAGUCUCCAAAGAAGGAGAAACCAGUGGCCAAGAAAGAUAAGCUUCCACCAAAGAAGAAGGAUCUGUUUAAAGCCGAAGAUAACGCAGAAUUUUCUGAAGAACGUGCAGAUGAGGGCGCAGAUUACUUCCAUGCUUCACUUGCUGAUGGCGAUAAGAUGAUGGCAGUUGAUAUUCUUGGCGGAAAUGGUCAAGGUGAAAAUAAUUUCUUUAGCUCGGGUGGUAACUCGAGCAUUGACGAUAUUGAGUUUGACUUCCGGCUGUUCUUGGAUGGUGGAGACAACGGCUUGAAUGAGAACAUGAACGGUUUCAACUGGGGCAACCCGAUCGAAGGUGCGGAAUAA
Messenger RNA from Clavispora lusitaniae ATCC 42720, 1545 nucleotides. It is a transcript of the gene FLO8, whose product is annotated as Flo8p. Gene Ontology annotation, molecular function: protein binding. Gene Ontology annotation, cellular component: nucleus. NCBI's taxonomy places the organism in Eukaryota, Fungi, Ascomycota, Pichiomycetes, Serinales, Metschnikowiaceae. The record is from RefSeq and is a predicted model, not a curated record.